Molecule: messenger RNA, 1308 nt
Organism: Vigna radiata var. radiata (mung bean)
Lineage: Eukaryota; Viridiplantae; Streptophyta; Magnoliopsida; Fabales; Fabaceae
Exons: 1
Coding region: 1-954 (317 amino acids)
Source: RefSeq, a predicted model, not a curated record
AUGGAGAGUGAAAACCACAACUCUAAGCAGAAGCAGGAGCUUGAAGUAUCUGAUAUCCUCAGGAAAUCUGUUAUGGUCUAUUUAAGAAAUCUCAAUUUCAUCAUCUUCACCUUUCUCACUUCUCUUCCUCUCUUUUGUAUCAUGGUUUACUUUGAAAUUUACCUCCAAGAAAUCCUGGUUGAAACCUGCAGUAUUUUAAACCUGUCAUAUGGUCACUUGACUCGCUACGACAGCUUCCUAGAUCCUAUCAGCAGAUUUAAUGAGGAUUAUUUACUGAAGCUGAUUUUUGUUGGUUUCGUUUACAUGGUACCUCUGUAUGUCUCAGAGUUUGUCUCUGCAGCUGUUACGGUAGAUUUGGCUUCAAAGCUGCAUUCAAGAGAGAAGAAAAUGACUCUGAAGGAGAUGUUUGAGACACCCUUUGACCUAUCAAGAUUGAGAGCCUCAUUUGUCACUUCUAUCUAUGUUCUCUUCUUGACAACUACUCACCAGCUUGGAUUACUGUGGAUAGUCUUGAAUUAUCAUGUUUUCUUGAAAGACAUAAGUUUUUACGUGUUGCUCGCAGUAAUUUGCAGCAUAGCAUUUGCAAAGGUCUUAAGGAUUUACUUGGAGGGGAGUGCUAUAUGGAACACGAGUCUUGUGAUCUCAGUGUUGGAGGGAAUAUAUGGUGUUGAUGCGUUAGCUGUUUCAGCAUAUUUCAGCAAAGGCAAUCACAGGAGGGGGUUCUUUCUGAUGCUGAUUUUCUUUGCUUGGGGACAUCUUGUGAGGCUUUCAUGCUACCAUAUUGGAGGCUAUGAGCAAGGGGAUGCAAUUUUUGUACAAGUUGGUUUGUCUUGCAUGGUGGUCAAUCCGCUGAAAUGGGUGGUUUGCAUGAUCUAUUUUCAUGAUUGCAAGGAGAGGAAAUUGGAAAAGAAAACUGAUGAGGAAUCAGGUAAGGAUGUUAAGAAUGGUUCGUGAAUGAAAACGGCUAUGAACAAAAAUAAGGGUGUCAAUUUGAGUUCAUAACAUAACUAGAAUUAAAAUAGGCAUAGCUAAAUGGUUAUGCAGCCUUUUAUGACAAUCAGUCAAUAAAUUUUAUCUUCUACUGUAUUAUGACUGUAUAAUUUUAAUCGGAGUAUUAUAAGAAGAUUUUCUAAUCCAUAUUGAUUAGUCAGUUACGAAAUAAGAUAUAAAUCAGCAUCUUGCUUGUUAGUGCUUCCCUGUGAAAGUAUGGAGUAUCGAGGAGAAGAAACUAGCAUUACUCCAUCAAAAGCAAGUUUUUCUACGUGUCCACCAACAUUACAAGAGUCAAUUUCUGAAGGGUAUGUAAUU